Molecule: messenger RNA, 4088 nt
Organism: Silurus meridionalis
Lineage: Eukaryota; Metazoa; Chordata; Actinopteri; Siluriformes; Siluridae
Gene: ablim3
Product: actin binding LIM protein family, member 3
Exons: 22
Coding region: 625-2685 (686 amino acids)
Biological process (GO): cytoskeleton organization; cilium assembly; lamellipodium assembly
Cellular component (GO): stress fiber; actin cytoskeleton
Molecular function (GO): actin filament binding
Source: RefSeq, a predicted model, not a curated record
UAUUCGGGCAUUGCAGGAGGGGGCGCUGGAUAUCUAAACGAUGCUUGGGAGUGGUGAGCAAAAAAAAAAGAAAAAAAAAAAACACCCAACCCUUCUUUACAUUGGUCUGCUCUUUCUGCACCAUACACAGUCCGUGAAUUCUGCACACACACACUGCCGUGGAAAUACGCUGCACGCUCGCACGCCACAGCUCCGAGGUGCUGUGUGACGUCACCCGGGCCGAGAUGAAGGCGAGCACUCCCAGCAGCAUCUCCGACCAAUGCGCUCCGUGCGAGGACUUUACUACGGCAUGCGACCAGUGUGAAUAACAGCAUCAUCCAUUAUUGGCGUGGAACGCAACCGGGUGUCAUUGUAUCUUAAUUGUAGCCCUUUUGUUGCCUUUAAGUUCCAACUCAAGGCUGUCACUGGGAGAAGUGGCGAGCUGAGAUCGCUUUAGUCAGCGCGGGGACAGCCCGGUGUUUCCGUUUCUUAAGGAUUUGAUGUCAGUUCACGGAGGCAAUAUCGAUUGUCUUUUUUUAACCCUUAAUCGAGGUUAAUCCUAUUUCGGGUGCUUUUGUCGAACUUCGACAGCAAUAUUGCUGAAACACUGCCUCGAAUUUGUUGGAUGUGAAUUCUCUGUGCACAAUGAGUGUACCUCAUCAGCAAAGCUGUUAUGGCAGCGAGUGCAGCCCUGGACCAAUUCGCUGCAUUCGCUGCAGAGAGGUGUGUAAAGGGGAGGUUGUGCGAGUGCAGAGCAUCCACUUCCAUGUCAAAUGUUUCACCUGCCAAGUGUGUGGCUGUAACUUGGCCCGUUCCGGCUUUUUCCAGAAGAAGGGUGAGUACAUAUGUACAGCAGACUACCAACGUCUGUAUGGCACGAAGUGUGACAGCUGUGGGGACUUCAUCACAGGAGAAGUGGUAUCAGCCCUGGGCCACACAUAUCACCCAAAGUGCUUUGUUUGCAAUGUCUGCAGAAAACCCUUUCCAAUUGGAGACAGAGUAACAUUCAGUGGAAAGAAGUGUGUGUGUCAGCAGUGCUCCCACAAACUUGUUGCUUCAAAUGAGCCGAUUAAGAUUCAUGGACCCAGUCACUGUGCAGGCUGUAAGGAGGAGAUCAAGCAAGGCCAGUCUCUCCUGGCAUUGGAGAAACAGUGGCAUGUCAGCUGCUUUAAGUGCCAGACCUGUGGAAAUGUUCUCACUGGAGAGUACAUAAGCAAAGAUGGGAUCCCAUACUGUGAAUCAGAUUACCAUGCCCAGUUUGGGAUAAAGUGUGAGACCUGCAAUCGAUACAUCAGUGGACGUGUACUAGAGGCUGGAGGGAAGCAUUAUCACCCUACAUGUGCUCGCUGUGCCCGAUGUCAAUUGAUGUUUACGGAAGGAGAAGAGAUGUACCUGACAGGUUCUGAGGUUUGGCAUCCUGCAUGUAAGCAGGCGGCUAGAGCAGAGAGGAAGCUCAGAGUGCGGCGCAUGUCGGAGACAUCCAUUUCACCCCCAGGGUCCAGCAUCAGUUCACCUAGCCGAGUCAUAUGUGCCAGAGUGGAGAAUGAGAUCCUAGAGUACAAAGAUCUGGCUGCAUUGCCUAAGGUUAAGGCCAUUUACGAUCUGCAGAGGCCUGAAUUCUUAACCUAUGAGCCAUAUUACAGGUUCUACUCGGACGACAGGCUAGAGCGCCUCAGCUUCGGCGAGUCACUGGGCACACUUUCACCUUAUUCUCAGGACAUGUAUGACAAUGUAGAUCUGAGGCAGAGGCGGUCCUCCAGUCCCGGCUAUAUUGAUUCUCCUACCUACAGUCGGCAGAGCAUGUCACCUCUGCUGCCUCGCUCUCCACAGCAUUACUAUCGAUAUGGCACUGAAAGUGGCAGAAGCUCACCCUGUUACUCGCAGCUGGAGGCCAGGUCCAGCACACCCACUACGAAUCAAGCACCGAAGCAUUUCCAUGUGCCAGCAACAGGAGAGCCUAACAUCUACCGGAAGCCCCCCAUCUAUAAGAGACAUGACAAUCGGGAUAUAGCCACAAAGAGCAAGACCAGUGAAGAUAUCCUUCAGUCAACCAGGUUCUCAACAGCCUACUCACCUGAGCACUACCAGCACACCCAAUCUGAUUACUUCCAGAGCCCUGUGUCCCCUAAAUCUUUACGUAUUCCACGAAGAAGAUUCUCAUCAGGAGGAGAGGAAGAUGGGUGGAAUUAUGGUCUUCAAAGAAUCCAGGGUGGGAUUGGCAGGAUGAUCCUGAAGGAAGAGAUGAAAGCCCGCUCUGGUUCAUAUGACAACGACCCCUGGGGCAGUACACGGAACUCCCGCACUGGGAGCAAGGAGACUCUGCAUAACACCAGCUACAACACCAUCAUCAAUGGCUCUCCGCAGACACUCUAUCCAGCUGAAAAUGAGUAUAUAUCAAAAUCGGCCUCAUUACCAGGGUAUGGCAGAAAUGGACUGCACAGGCAGCAAAAUACAGACUACUUUCAGUAUGACAGUGGCAAUGAGGUCAACUGGGGAAUCAGAGAAUACAAGGUUUACCCAUAUGAGGCACUGAUUGUGACCACCAGGGGGCGAAAUAGGCUGCCAAAAGACGUGGAUAGAGCGAGACUGGAAAGGCACCUAUCUCCUGAGGAAUUCUACCAGGUUUUUGGCAUGACCAUGGCUGAGUUUGACCGACUGGCACUGUGGAAGAGGAAUGAGAUGAAGAAACAGGCUAGGCUGUUCUAAACAUUCCUGCUUCCUACAUGCAGAAAAAGAGACACCUGUCCAGAAGCAGCCGAAAUGAUGCUACCUUUUUCUGCCACACACUCCUCAAGUUCACUGAGCAACAGUAAAAUCCAGUGCUGCUGAACAUGUGCCAGGCACAUAUGUAGUAUUAAAUGGGCUAUGAUCACUGAGGAAGGAAGAAAACAAGGCAGGAAGCGAAAAAGACAGAGAGCAACAGUUCUAAAAUAAUAAGGAAAGCAUGAAGUCAUGUUAGAUUCUUGUCCCAUUUCUUAGUGACAAGAAUAGAGAUUGAAAUGUAAAAAAAAAUUAAUUGGAGUUUUGCCUUAUAUUUUGUGUUAACUUAUGCACCAGCAGAGUGACUAGAAUGUAGACACUAUAUUAAUAACAUAAUCUUUUUUGGUUCCUCGCUUGUAUAUUACACUUGAAAACUAAUAUCUUGUUUUACUUUAUGGACCAUUUUUUGUCUACAAUGGAAAUACACACCUAAAUUACAUUAAGGUAAAUGGAAACAGGCAAAAUUUGCCAAUAAACACUAAAACCAAAGUCUCAGUACCAUGUGUGAUGUAACUAGAAACAAAAAGGAGGGCUUAAAUACUACAGAUGCUAUAGAUGAUAAAGGUCCUGGGUUUAAACAUAUGAAUGUAAAUUGUUUUCAACAAAUACAAUUAUUUAAUAGACCCAGUCUAAAAUGUGAAAACUUUUGUAAUGUAGCAGUAGUUAUGAGUGACGAGGUCAUUUGCUUCUAGGCAAGCUUAAGGAAUAUUCACAUGCACACACAGCAUUAAAACACAUCAGGAGUAAAUUAACGGAUUAUGGUGCAAUUUCUUGUUGUUGUUUUUUUUUUUAUCUCUCCAUCAUUUAAAUGUGUCUCUUUUUAAAAUGGGGAAUGUGAUAUUUUUUGAGCAGCAAUCUGAUUUGUAAAGUUUUGGUUUAUGCCGUGUUUGUUACUACUCAUUCCACAAGCAGGAUUAUCAACUUUGGACAAUCAGAAGGGUCUCAAAUAAUGUUGUUUUACUGAAAUGGAUUUGCUACAAAUUAAAAAGAAAAUGUAUUGCACUUAAGUGGGACCCAGUACUAAAGUCUGUAAUACCACUUGAUAAUUGUAAGUAUUGUGUAGAUUAUGUUACAACUCACCGGUUCAGUUGUCACUUUUUUUUUCUUCUUGGUUUAUUUGUUUGUUUUGUUGUUGGUUUGUUUCUUUUGUUUUGAGGCCACUGGAAUGUUCUAAAGUGUUAUACCAACUUUACAGUAGUCAGUGGGAGAGUAAACAUAUUUUUUAAUGCUUUCUUUUUUAAACAGUAUAACUACCUAUCAUGUUAACUUUAUUUAUUUGUCAGCGGGUACAACUAGCUAUGUAGCUCACGUCUAUUUAAAUAAAGCUGGUUUUCUGUUGUAUUUUGAAA